AUGGGGGACUCAGGAUCCAGACGAUCAACUCUAGUGUCUCGGCUGCCAAUAUUCAGGAGAAGUAUUAGCCGGAGACACGACUCCCUUCCUUCCUCACCUUCUUCUGCUAAUGCCAUUGGUAUCCACACCUCUUCCCCAUCCAGCACAAACUCCAGCUCAGGGAGCACAGGCAAGCGCCGGAGUAUUUUCCGCACUCCUUCCAUUAGCUUCCAUAACAAGAAGGGGAGUGAGCAGAAGCCUGACUCCGCUAGUCAAAAUGUUAAUAUCUCAAAUGGUGCCCAGUCUUCUCUCAGCACUUUUCAAAAACUGAGCUUAGAGGAACACAUUAAAAGCAGAGGAAGGCAUUCAGUCAGCUUUGGCAGCUCACGUAGCAAGAAAAUAACAAGGUCUUUGACAGAUGAUUUUGAAAAGGGAAAGGAGCCCUCAGCUAAUAAGAAUGUCUUUAUAAAUUGUAUAAGCUCUGGGAAGAAUGAGGGUGAUGAUUCAGGCUUUGCAGAGGAGCAGAGCCGAUACUCUGUCAAACAAUCUACACGAAAACUUCUCCCCAAAUCUUUCUCAUCGCACUACAAAUUUUCCAAACCCGUUCCAGAGAGUCAGUCAGUUUCCUCUGUGCAGCAGUCCAGGUGCUUGCUGGAGAUCAAAUCGUACAUGGAGAGUGAACCAGUGAUCGCCAAGUCCUCUCCUCCGUGUUCAGCCGAGACGACAGAGUGCAUGGGAAGCUCCUUGCAGUCCCCGCUGCUCUCGGCUGAUCUUACGGCUGCUCAGACCCCCUCUGACUUUGUCGCCCUGACGGAGGAUUCCAUUUCGGAAGUUGAUGCUCUGCCAAGCAGUGGGACUGGGGCACUGCUCAUAGAGGAUUUUGGUCACGAUGUUUCUACUUCUCAGAUCAUCUUUAAUGCUGCUGCUGCUGCUCCUGCAAGGGAAACUGAUAUUGUGGAAAGUACUGGCCAUUCUGCUGGUGUAUCUCCUGUGAGUCACACAAGCUCAUGUAGUGUCGACUCUAAUACCUUAUUCAAAACCUCAGCUGCUAAUCAAACAAAACUGUUGUUGCAAGGCAGUGAACUGCAUAUUAAUGAUGCCAGGCACAUAGAAGAAAUUAACUCGGCAAAUGCACAUUUAGAAACCUCUGCGUUACAGCGUACAGAAGAACCAGUGAUACUCUCUCCAAAGGCACAGGAAUUGAAUGGGGACAGAGGUGAAAGUACACUGUCCAAGCACACGAGGGAGGCAGCUCCUGUAAUGGUGUCUAAGAUUAUUCCGUGUUCUGAACCUCAGUCCUGUAAAACGCACCAGGGUUAUGAAACAAACCGUUCUAAAGUCGAUCUUGCCAAUAGUUUCAGUCCAUACCGAGAAGGCAGAUUUAUUGAGAAACGACUGAGGUCCUCUUCAGAAGGUACUGCGGGAGGCAGUCGGCUGAUCAUAAAACCAAAGGAUGGAAAUACAGAAGAUCUUAGCCUACAGAAGCAAAGAGCAAGCUCAUCCUCUUCAAAAAUGAACAGCAUG
Messenger RNA from Eurypyga helias (sunbittern), 1503 nucleotides. RefSeq names its product coiled-coil serine-rich protein 1 (gene CCSER1). The record is from RefSeq and is a predicted model, not a curated record. Lineage: Eukaryota; Metazoa; Chordata; Aves; Eurypygiformes; Eurypygidae. The annotation marks the transcript as partial. The transcript has 2 exons.